Molecule: messenger RNA, 1324 nt
Organism: Populus nigra (black poplar)
Lineage: Eukaryota; Viridiplantae; Streptophyta; Magnoliopsida; Malpighiales; Salicaceae
Product: protein SODIUM POTASSIUM ROOT DEFECTIVE 2-like
Exons: 4
Coding region: 167-1012 (281 amino acids)
Molecular function (GO): metal ion binding
Source: RefSeq, a predicted model, not a curated record
CAAGCAUGUCUGUCAUGGACCAUUUCCAAACUUACUAGUAGUGGCUGUGAUCUGUAUCUGCUGCAUGAAUCAUUUUUCUCUACUCAAGAUGUUAUGGGUUGAACUUUCAACUUUCUAUUCUCUAAAUUUCUAGCUAGCAAGGUCACACUCUUGUCAACUUCCGAAGAUGAAGAAAAUAGAUAUGUUUUGUGCAUCUCAAGCUUCAACAGCAAUACGCAUGAGCAUGGAUCGGCCUUCUUCCUCCUCCUCCACCAUUCAGCCCGGUGGCCCAACCAUUGAUCGCUGCAACCCCGUCAUCAGAGACCAAAAAAGAAUCUCAAGAACUCUCCCUUUAGUUCCUUGUACUUCUCAACCACCACCCAUCAACCCCGUCCCUUAUCAGCUACUUCACAAGAGCCAAAAAAGCACUUCAAAGAAUAAAGCCAGUGAUCAAAACAGCAACAAGAAGUCGAACUCUACAAAACCAAAACCCAAACCAAAUGAUCAAAAGAACAAGAAAAUCUCUUUUAAGUCAGCUGAUAUUGAUGAUGAUGAUAAGAAGAGUGCUGCUUCUCUUAAUGUUCCAAAAGAUAUUGUUAGAAAGAGCUGGGCUAAGCCUGGGGGUUCUAUUAUUGCCUCUCCUGGCUCGUCUAGAAAUCUUUUGGGUGACGCAGCUUUCGUUGAUGGGAUACCAGACUAUGAUCCAGUUUCAGCACAGCUAGUUCCUGUUGAACCCAACAUGAGUACUCAAGCUUUAAGUAAAGAGGAAUCUGCCGCUUCGAGACCAUCUUCAUCUUCAAGUCCGAAUCAGGUAGUGGUUUUGAGAGUAUCAUUACACUGCAAAGGUUGCGAGGGAAAAGUGAGGAAACAUCUGUCCAGAAUGGAAGGUGUGACAUCUUUCAACAUAGACUUUGCAGCGAAGAAGGUGACUGUUGUAGGGGAUGUGACCCCAUUACGCGUCCUGGCGAGUGUGUCAAAGAUCAAAAGUGCUCAAUUAUGGACGUCUACGACCCCUCCUGCUGGCUCAAAUUAACACAGAGAAGUGAACAAGAAAUAAUAUACACUUAAUAUUGGGCGAUUAAUCUAAGCUAAUUAAGUGUGAUUAGGUGCUUAAUUUAGUGUAAAUGCAGGCUUAGCAUGAGUGGCUGGACCCGAAUCUUUGUCUCUUAGAAGUUAGUAAGGAUCAGAUUAGGAGUGGUCAUCUGGUUCACUUCUCGACUAACAAUCUGGGACCUAAUUUGUUCCUGUGUGGUCGAAAGAAGGAGUGCAGUUUUUAAAUUAGGCAAUGUUGGAAUAAAUUAAAGACUUUUUAGCUACGCUCAUAAAGCAGUGGCCCAUUUUUAAA